Molecule: messenger RNA, 1269 nt
Organism: Microtus oregoni (creeping vole)
Lineage: Eukaryota; Metazoa; Chordata; Mammalia; Rodentia; Cricetidae
Product: free fatty acid receptor 3-like
Exons: 1
Coding region: 1-960 (319 amino acids)
Biological process (GO): cellular response to fatty acid; G protein-coupled receptor signaling pathway
Cellular component (GO): plasma membrane
Molecular function (GO): G protein-coupled receptor activity
Source: RefSeq, a predicted model, not a curated record
AUGGCGGCGAGCUUCUCUCCCGGCAAUCAUUGGCUUUUCUUUUCCGUGUACUUGUUUGUUUUCCUCGUGGGACUGCCCCUCAACUUGAUGGCCCUGGUGGUCUUCGUGGGCAAGCUGCGCCGCCGCCCGGUGGCCGUGGACUUACUUUUGCUAAACCUGACCCUUUCGGACCUGCUCCUGCUGCUCUUCCUGCCAUUUCGCAUGGUGGAGGCAGCCUGUGGCAUGAGAUGGCUCCUGCCAUUCCUCUUCUGCCCUCUCUCCGGGUUCCUUUUCUUCACUACCAUCUACCUCACCUCCCUCUUCCUGACGGCUGUGAGCAUCGAACGUUUUCUUAGCGUGGCCUACCCACUGUGGUACAAGACCCGGCCACGGCUGGCCCAGGCUGCUGUGGUCAGUGGUAUCUGCUGGUUCCUGGCGUCAGCUCAGUGUAGUGUGAUUUAUGUCACUGAAUACUGGGGAAAUGCCACCUACAGCCAGGGAACCAAUGAAACCUGCUACUUGGAAUUCCGGGAGGACCAGCUGGCCGUGCUCCUGCCUAUACGACUAGAAGCAGCUGUGGUCCUUUUCAUGGUGCCCCUGUGUAUCACAAGUUACUGCUACAGCCGCAUGAUGUGGAUUCUUAGCCGAGGAGCCAGCCGGCGCAGGCGGAAGAGGGUGAUGGGGCUUCUAGCAGCCACACUGCUCAUCUUCUUCGUCUGCUUCGGCCCCUACAAUAUGUCCCACGUGGUGGGCUAUGUCCAGGGUGAGAGUCCAUCCUGGCGGAGCUAUGUGAUCCUCCUCAGCACCCUCAACUCUUGCAUAGACCCUCUUGUCUUCUACUUCUCAUCCUCCAAGUUCCAAGCCGAAUUUCAGCAGCUCCUGGGAAGGCUGACCAGAGGUUGUGUGCGUUGGGCUCAGGAAGUCAGCUUGGAACUUAUGAUAAAGAAGGAAGAAGAGCCAUCCAAGGAGUGUCCAAGCUAGAAAAAAGGAAAGACCAGAGGAGGGGUGUGGAACCAUUGGCCCAUGCCUUGACUGGCAGCGAUAUCUCCAGGGGACGGGAAGGAGUAGGCAGGUGUGUCUGCAGGCAUUCAUUCUUAACUCCGGACAGAUGAGACUCCUGUGACAAGCUGAAGACACAGCAGUCACUCAGCUCUCCAAGGAUGUGCUCACAUUCUGACUCUCCAUGUCACCGUCCUUCUCAUCCCCUCAUACGCCCAGGAUCCACUCUGGGACGUUGUAAUGGGACAGACUUCUCUAGAAGGAAUAGUCUAACCUCUGCUGCACACAGCA